AUGCGCCGCAAUGUUUUGAAAAGCUGGGCAGCUAAAGUCUUUCAAUACACCGGUUAGCUUCGCAUGUGGCUGUGUUUCUUUACAUUUCUUUCAUUUUGGAUCUAAUAUGAGGGCAAAUAAAACAUGCCAAAGUCUCUGAAAAAGUCCUGCACCAAGCAGACCUCCAUUAGCAGGUACUUCGGAGGGCUGAGCAGCAGCAGUGCCUCCAACUCUCAGUGUGGGAUUAUCCAAAACCCUGCUGAGCACCAGCUUUCCAGAGGCAAGCAGAAACCUUCCUCUGAUAAUGAUGAUUUUGGACUGCCAACAAAACGAGCCAAGCUUUCUUUACAAAACCAGCAGGUGGAGGAUUUGGACUGUGAUCCUGUUUACUGUCAGAGCACCAAAGGGAAGAAGCUAGCAUCCACAUCAGGCGUCCUCUGCUCGUCCACCUUGGAGAAGCUGAAAGGCUUCACCUGCUCGGCUGAGCCCAGUGUCGGGCGCAGUGACACUCAGAGGGAAGAAAAGGAGACGGGUGGGGCCAGCAGUAAAAUCUGUGACCAAGGAAGUAGUGUUUGCCCUCCUCAGGACAUUACAGAUCAACACAGAGUUAAAAACAGACUUCAAAAGACAGAGGAGGAGCAAGAGGAUGAAGAGGACGAAGAGGAGGAAACUGUAAAAGAAAAGGGGAGUUCGGGGCUGACGGCUACAAAACAGGCGUUGUGCUUGUCUCAGUUUGCCAAGUCAGGGGGAGGAGGUGGCGGAAGAGGAACAGGAAGGGGUGCAGAGCUGAGUGCUCCGUCCGACUCUAGUGCCCCCAACAGACGCUCAAAGAGCAUGUACACUCCUCUGGAACAGCAGGUCAUCCAGCUGAAACAGCAGCAUAAGGAUGCGCUGUUGGCUGUGGAGUGCGGUUACAAAUACAGGUUCUUUGGAGAGGAUGCAGAGAUUGCUGCAAAGGAGCUAAAUAUCGUCUGUCAUCUGGAUCAUAACUUCAUGACGUGCAGCAUCCCCACGCACCGUUUGUUUGUUCAUGUCAGACGGUUGGUGUCCCACGGACACAAGGUUGGUGUGGUUAAGCAGACAGAGACGUCUGCAAUCAAGGCCUCAGGGGCCAAUAGGAACGCUCUGUUCACCCGUCAGCUCAGCGCUCUGUACACCAAGUCCACUCUGGUGGGAGAGGAUGUAAACCCAGUCUGCAGACUCGGCGAUAUGGAUGAGGACGGCUGUGGUGACGUGGUGAUGGACCCUCCUGACAGCUUUCUGCUGUGUAUCAGUGAGAACUGGGACAAACUGAAGAAGCUUCUAACCUUGGGGCUGGUGGCAGUUCAGCCCAGCACAGGAGACGUGUUACUGGACUGCUUCCCUGAUGGUCAGUCUCGCUCUGAGCUGGAGGGUCGUGUCCUAAAGAUCAACCCUGUGGAAAUCCUGGUGCCCUCCAACCUCUCAGAACAAACCCUCAGACUCCUGCAGAGCAUCACCAAUGCCAGUGCUCAGGCUGACGACCGAGUGAGAGUGGAGAAGAUGGACAGCGCUCAGUUUGAGUUUGCCUCUGCAAUGAACACAGUCACUGAAUUCUACUGCCACUCCCAAGAGAAAGGCUCUCGCUCUCUGUCGAGUGUAGCAUCCUUGGAGAGCCCAGUGAUCUGCUGUCUGGGGCCGCUCAUCCAGUACCUUCAAGAAUUCAACUUAGAAAGAGUUCUUAGGAGUGAAAGCUCAUUCCGACGUCUAUCCUGUGAGUCGGACGGUAUGGUCCUCAGUGCCGCCACCCUCAGGAACCUGGAAAUCCUCAACAAUCAGACAGAUGGUGGUGUGAAGGGCAGUCUGUUGUGGGUGUUGGACCACACUCGCACCCCGUUUGGGAAGAGACUGAUGAGAAAGUGGGUGAGCCAGCCCCUCACAGACCCACAGUCUAUCUCAGGGAGGCAGGAUGCUGUGCAGGAGGUCCUGGAGUCACACUCUCUCACCUUAAAUUCUGUCAGAUCUCUGCUGUCGCAUUUGCCCGACCUGGAGAGAGGCAUCUGCAGCAUAUACCACAAAAAGUCUUCCACGCAGGAGUUUUACCUCAUUAGUAGCAGUCUUUCUCGCCUGGGGCUGGAACUGCAGGCCUUGCUUCCAGUUAUCCAAUCACAGAUCAGCUCGCCGCUGCUCCGAGGCCUCUUGUUGGACACUCCUAACCUGCUGGCUCCUGCCCACAGCUUCCUCAAGGUGCUCAAUGAAAAGGCCGCCAAGUCGGGAAAUAAGACCGAGCUGUUCUCAGAUCUGUCCGGCUUCCCGGUGCUGCGCGAAAGGAGGGAGCAGAUCCAGACUGUCCUAAAUGAGAUUCAAGAGCACCGCGAAGAAAUCCGACUGAUUCUGAAGGCCCCGGCACUCGACUACGUAACCGUCUCUGGACAGGAGUUUCUGAUUGAGGUGAAGAACUCGCUGUCGUCCAGUGUGCCACCUGGCUGGGUCAUAAUCAGCAGUACAAAGGCUGUCAGCAGGUAUCACUCUCCUUUCCUGGUGGAGCGCUACAAGAAGCUGCUGCAGCUACGGGAGCAGCUACUGCUAGACUGCCAGAGGGAGUGGACAAAUUUUCUAGAUCAGUUUGGGGAGCACUAUCACACCAUGAAAAGGGCUAUUAGUCACCUAGCAACCAUGGACUGUCUCUUUUCAUUGGCUGAGGUGGCUAAACAAGGGGACUAUUGCAGGCCAGAGGUGUGUGAAUGUCAGCAUCAGAUAAUAAUCAGGGACGGCAGACAUCCUGCUAUCGACCUACUGCUGGGAGAGCACAACCAGUAUGUACCUAACCUCACCGAACUACAGGGUGAUGGCAGAAGAACUAUGAUAAUUACUGGCCCUAAUAUGGGGGGUAAGAGCUCCUACAUCCGCCAAGUGGCCCUCAUCUGUGUUAUGGCUCAGAUGGGCUCCUACGUCCCGGCCUCUGAAGUCCGUCUAGGCAUGCUGGACGGCAUUUACACCAGGAUGGGGGCUUCAGACAACAUCUACAAAGGGCGUAGUACGUUCAUGGAAGAGCUGACUGAAGCCUCAGAGAUCAUUUCCCGUGCAACCAAGCGAUCAUUGGUCAUCCUUGAUGAACUGGGACGGGGCACGAGCACCCAUGAUGGGAUUGCAAUCGCCUAUGCCACCCUGGAGUACUUCAUCAGAGAUGUGAAAGCCCUCACACUGUUUGUGACCCAUUACCCUCCUCUGUGCGAGUUGGAGCGGGUGUAUCCUGAACAUGUGUCUAACUACCACAUGGCUUUCCUACUCAAUGAACCUGACAUCGCCACUGACACUAAUGAUGGAGAGGUUCAGCCAGAAUUCAUCACCUUCCUCUACCAGUUAACUGAAGGAGCUGCAGCGCGGAGCUAUGGCCUGAAUGUCGCCCGAUUGGCAGACAUUCCAGACCCUAUACUACACACUGCUGCACGCAAAGCCCGAGAGCUGGAGCGCAUAGUCAACGCCAGGAGGAAGAAUAAGAAACUUCUUUCAGAUCUUUGGCGCAUCUCGGACAAAUCAUCCCUUAUGGAGUGGCUGCAGUCAAACUAUUGACAUCGCUGCAAUGGUAGUCAACACCAUCAGAUCAGAACAUGAAGAGGAGAGAACCCAGCUGUCAGUGAAUGGCCAUGCUCAAAGAACAAUAUACAUGCUUUAGCCUUCAGGAGAAUAAACAUCUCUGGUGCUGGUUAUCGUCAUUGCCACCAUAAACAUCAUCAUCAUCAUCUGUACUGUAACCUAAUUGUCAUAACAUCAAUUAAUACCAAUUGAUCAAGGUUUGACCCACCAGACUAUAUGUGACAUCAGUGUGUAUUGUGAUAAAAAAACAAAACAAAAACUUC
Molecule: messenger RNA, 3797 nt
Organism: Micropterus salmoides (largemouth bass)
Lineage: Eukaryota; Metazoa; Chordata; Actinopteri; Centrarchiformes; Centrarchidae
Gene: msh3
Product: mutS homolog 3 (E. coli)
Exons: 24
Coding region: 124-3510 (1128 amino acids)
Biological process (GO): mitotic recombination; somatic recombination of immunoglobulin gene segments; mismatch repair
Cellular component (GO): nucleus
Molecular function (GO): ATP-dependent DNA damage sensor activity; ATP binding; mismatched DNA binding
Source: RefSeq, a predicted model, not a curated record